ACAGCCUCCUCCUCCUCCUCCUCCUUUUUCUCCUCUCUGCCUGUUUGUCAGUAGAGCGCUCUACUACCUAUUCAGAUCGCCUUGCGCCUGUUGGGGGAAGGUAAUUUAGUGCCGAGAUGGCCGUCCUCUCAAAGGAAUAUGGUUUUGUGGUUCUCACUGGUGCUGCCAGUUUCAUAUUGGUCACUCAUCUUGCCAUCAAUGUAGGCAAGGCCCGGAAGAAGUACAAGGUGGAGUAUCCCACCAUGUACAGCACUGAUCCUGAAAAUGGGCACAUUUUCAACUGCAUUCAGCGAGCCCACCAGAAUACAUUGGAAGUGUAUCCUUCCUAUUUAUUCUUUCUAGCUGUUGGAGGUAUUUACCAUCCUCGCUUAGUUUCUGGUUUGGGGAUUGCCUGGAUAAUUGGACGUGUACUUUAUGCUUAUGGCUAUUACACAGGAGAACCCAGCAAGCGGAAUCGAGGCAUGGUAGGUUCCCUUGCUCUCCUAGGACUGAUGGGGACAGCUGUGUACUCUGCUUUCCAACAUCUUGGUUGGAUUACCCGAGGCUUGGGCCAUGGGCCUAGGAAUUGUCAUUGAAGAAACAAAGGCUUAACUAUCUCCUUCUUUUGGAUGAUAAACCUUUAACAUUUAAGUGUGCUUUUUUCUUUUUCUAAAUACAAUAAACCUAUUUGGCAUUAGCCUCAUACCUA
Molecule: messenger RNA, 688 nt
Organism: Phascolarctos cinereus (koala)
Lineage: Eukaryota; Metazoa; Chordata; Mammalia; Diprotodontia; Phascolarctidae
Gene: MGST3
Product: microsomal glutathione S-transferase 3
Cellular component (GO): membrane; endoplasmic reticulum; nuclear envelope
Molecular function (GO): glutathione peroxidase activity; glutathione transferase activity
Source: RefSeq, a predicted model, not a curated record